UCUUCAGUGCUGCUGUUGGCCGUGAGGAAGGAGGUUUUUCUUGGUGGCUUUAUUUUUUUCUUACCCUUGAGAUGUCUCUGAAAAUGGAUUACAGCUCAUUUCCCCGAGACUGCCACACCAUGGACACACUGGAGAGGCAGCUCAUCUGUCCCAUCUGCUUGGAAAUGUUCUCCAAGCCCGUGGUCAUCCUCCCCUGCCAGCACAACCUGUGUCGGAAAUGCGCCAAUGACAUAUUCCAGCUUAGGUGCCCCGUAUAAUUUCCCUUUCAGUCCCGAGGGACCACGCUGGGUUCCAGCGGAAGAUUCCGCUGUCCGUCCUGCCGCCACGAAGUGGUCCUCGAUAGGCACGGGGUGUAUGGGCUCCAGCGGAACCUACUGGUGGAAAACAUCAUCGACAUCUACAAGCAGGAGUCUGCCAGCCCAAAGCCGCUACUGAAACCCGAGUGUCCCACCUGCGAGGAGCACGAGGAUGAAAAGAUCAACAUCUACUGCGUCACGUGCUGCGUGCCCACUUGCUCCCUCUGCAAGGUGUUUGGGGAGCACCAGGCCUGCCGAGUAGCCCCUCUCUCCGACGUGUACGAACAGCACAAGUCCGAGCUGACUGCCGGAAUUCGAACCCUGGUGGCCUCCAAUGAACGGAUCCAAGCGCUGAUAGCAGAGCUGCAGAACACCUGCCGGAAUGUGGAGGAUAACUGCAAGGCUCGGAAACAGACGCUGUGCGAGAAGUUCGAGCGCAUGGCCGGGAUACUGGAGGAGCGUAAGGAGAUCAUGCUUCAGCGUGUGUCCUACGAGCAGGCGGAGAAGACCCGCCAGCUUCGAGCCCUGAGCGAGGCCUACGAGGCUCGUGUGGAGGCUGCUUCCAAACUGGUGGACACAGCUUUGCAAGCUGCCGAGGAACCUCAGGUCCCGCUCUUCCUACAGAAUGCCAAGGUUCUUAUCCAGAAAAUUGCUGAGGCUGUAGGUAGCCCAGAGCUGGAAACCCUGGAACCGGGAUUUGACAACAUGGAACAUUAUGCAGUGGACUUCAACGAAGAGGAACGGGCACUUUACCAGCUGGACUUCAUCAAGAGUGGGCCCCAUCUUGUCGUGUUCCCCUUAAAAAUCUUGUGUCUCUCUCGCAUACGCUGUUCCCAAGGCUCUUGUACCCUUCCCCCUAGUCACUUUGGUCCAUUUUCUGCGUCUCCACUCCUGUCCCCAUGUACUCUCUGUCUCCCUUCUGUAUUCUCCAGCCUCUAUCUUUUGAACUCUGUUCCCUAAUUGUUGUUCCCUCAUGGCCACGGUCUCUUAUUCCUGCAUUGCUCCUUAGUCUCCUCUUCUUUCUGCCUCUUAUGUACAGUUUGUUUUCUUUUUGUCAUUCUCCCCUGUCCUUUACUCCCUGCUUUUCCUUUCCCUUGUCACUGUCUCCAUGUCUCACACUACUGUCCCCUCUCCCUCCUCCCUUUCUCACCCUCUUGUAGAAAAAAAGUCCU
Messenger RNA from Antechinus flavipes (yellow-footed antechinus), 1468 nucleotides. RefSeq names its product tripartite motif-containing protein 54-like. NCBI's taxonomy places the organism in Eukaryota, Metazoa, Chordata, Mammalia, Dasyuromorphia, Dasyuridae. The record is from RefSeq and is a predicted model, not a curated record. Gene Ontology annotation, molecular function: zinc ion binding. The transcript has 7 exons.